UCUCGUGUGUUGUGAAGAAUCUCUCGAGCGAAACGCCCUCUAUUUAAUGACCGACUCCCACUGAGCGAGAGCGACGAUGAGAUCCAAACUCCUAUUUAGUUUAUCAUUUAAAUCAGAUUAAAAAUCAACAGAAUCGUUCUCUGCUCCUUGAUCGGAUCUGAUACGCUUUUUCUCUUCAUUCCAUUCUCCUAAGAGGCCAUGUCGAGGAGGCCGGGAAAUACAGCUAGACGUUUGUCGGAUGGUGGUGGAAGUUUUCCAUUUGGGGGAUCGACGCAUAAGAAGUCGCAGACUUCACCUUUUCUUUCUGUCGGAUUAGUUAUUUUGGGGGCUUUUCUUCUUAUUGGAUAUUCGUACAAGGGCUCAGGUGGGUUUCCUAUCAAAAAGGAUGUUUCCCUUAAUGAUGGAGGUGCUUCAUGUACAUUAGAAGUUCAACGGGCAAUACCUGUACUAAAAAAAGCAUAUGGUGCUAGCAUGAACAAAGUUUUGCAUGUAGGCCCUGAGACUUGUUCUGUGGUUUCCAAUAUGUUGAAAGAAGAUGUCUCUGAAGUUUGGGGUGUUGAGCCAUACGACUUGGAUGAUCCUGACAGUGAAUGCAGGAGCCUUGUGCGCAAGGGAUUCGUGCGUGCGGCAGAUAUCAAAUUUCCUUUGCCUUACCAACCAAAGUCAUUCUCUCUUGUCAUAGUUUCAGAUGCACUGGAUUACUUAUCUCCAAAAUAUGUCAACAAGACUCUUUUAGAACUGACAAGGGUAUCCAAGGAUGGCUUAGUGGUUUUCACUGGUUUUCCAGGUCACCAGAGGAUGAAGGUGACCAAGCAGUCGAAAUUUGGGAGAAUGGCCAAACUCCGGAGUCCAUCAUGGUGGCAGAAAUAUUUUCUUCAGACGAACUUGGAGGAAGAUGAAGCUGCGACAAAGAAGUUUGAGCAGGCCAGCAGCAAGAACUCAUAUUCACCAAGCUGUCAGAUCUUUCAUCUAAGCACCUAGAUGUUUCUAUCAAUAUCUACAUAGCUCUUAAGGUUUCAGAUAAAGUCUUACACUGGUCAACAACAAUCCAGAAACCCUAAUUGGUGUAACUUGGCUGAGAUAGAAAUUUUUUGUUUUUCUUUUUCAAUUUUGAUAUAUGGAAAGCUUUGUUUUAUAGUAUCUUUUUUUAUUAAGCAAACAGAUUGCAUUAUUUAUCAGCUUUUAAUGGAA
This is a messenger RNA of Asparagus officinalis (garden asparagus), 1191 nucleotides long. RefSeq lists its product as uncharacterized. The record is from RefSeq and is a predicted model, not a curated record. The transcript has 7 exons. Gene Ontology annotation, biological process: pectin metabolic process. Gene Ontology annotation, molecular function: methyltransferase activity. Lineage: Eukaryota; Viridiplantae; Streptophyta; Magnoliopsida; Asparagales; Asparagaceae. Bases 199 to 981 code for a protein of 260 amino acids.